GUUCCUGCCUCCCCCGAUUUGCUUUGUUCACGGAAUGAGGUGAUUGCAGUGGAUUGGAAGGGCCUGAAGGAUGUGGACCAAAUCAAUAUGGACAGCACCAGCUCGCUGCACGGGAGCAGUCUCCAUCGGCCAUCUACUGAGCAAACCCGAACGGACUUCUCCUGGGAUGGCAUCAAUCUCUCCAUGGAGGACACCACUUCCAUUCUUCCGAAGCUUAAGCGAAACUCAAACGCCUAUGGCAUUGGGGCCCUGGCCAAGUCAUCGUUCUCAGGGAUUUCCAGAAGCAUGAAGGACCACGUGACAAAGCCCACAGCCAUGGGGCAAGGCCGAGUGGCCCACAUGAUCGAGUGGCAGGGCUGGGGGAAGGCGCCGGCCAUUCAGCCGCAACACAGCCACGAGGCCGUGCGCAGGGAUACUGACGCCUACUCGGACCUCAGCGACGGCGAGAAGGAGGCACGUUUCCUUGCAGGUGUCAUGGAACAGUUUGCCAUCUCUGAGGCCACACUCAUGGCCUGGUCUUCCAUGGAUGGUGAGGACAUGAGUGUCAACUCUGCCCAGGAGCAAUUGGGCUGCAACUACAGUGACAACUACCAGGAGUUGAUGGAGAGUCAGGAUGCCCUCGCCCAAGCCCCCAUGGAUGGUUGGCCUCACUCCUACGUGUCCCAGGGCAUGUACUGUCUGGGGUCGUCCGAUGCCUGGGAAGCAAGCGACCAGUCCCUCAUUGCCUCUCCAGCCACAGGAUCCUAUCUUGGCCCUGCAUUCGAUGACUCACAGCCAAGCUUGCAUGAAAUAGGGCCUUCCCAACCGGCUUCGGGAUACUCUGCUCAGGAGCCUCCUUUGCUGGGGGAAGACACUGACUGGGCUCCAGGGGUGGGCGGGAUGGAUCUAGCAAGGGGCCCUGCUGAGGAGGAGGAGGAGAAGAGGCCACUGGCCCUGGAGGAGGAAGAGGAUGCAGGAUGCCGGGACCUGGAGUCUCUUUCCCCACGAGAAGACCCCGAGAUGUCCACCGCUCUCAGCCGGAAGGUGUCUGACGUCACAUCCUCAGGCGUGCAGUCCUUUGAUGAAGAGGAGGGCGAGGCUAACAACUAGCUUCAUUGCCACGCGAGGCCCUGCCUUCCACUCCCACCUGAGGGGCAUGGCUGUGACAAUACCCUCCCUUCCCCAGCAAUACAGCUGAAACCUGGGCAAAAGACUGCGAGAAGCCCAGGAGCUGCCAGUCCUCGCCAGGAAAAUGGAGGGCCAGGAUGGGAUUUUUAUCCAGGCUUAUGCUGUAGAAACCACAGGGCCGGGGACUGAGGCCCAGGCAACCAGAUGGCAGUGGACUUGACUUGGCUGCGGGCUUCUGGGUCUGUGAUGAUGAGGCUGCAGUUUGUAUCCUGGGGACAGGAGCACAGAACAGCCUGUGGCCAUCGACUGCAUCUCAGCUGUUCACGCCCAGAUUCCGUCUUCCCGGAGCCUUGACUGUGGCUGUCUGAACGCCCCCUUUCUCCAUGUCACUCUUGCUUUUUCCGACUCUGUGUUUUCUCUGGCUGUGGCCCCAGCUUGACCCUACUAUGAGGAACAGACCUCGGGGGCUGUCGAAUGUGGCUCGAUGGGCACAGGGAAGCCACACCUUCUUAGAGGGUGGCAAGUCUGCCCUCAGUGGGUAACUUGGCUUCUGAGGCCAGGAUUCAUGGGGGAGGUGGGUGGAUGUGGUUGCUGGGAGGCACAGGGGCACAAACAGGAGUCUUUAUAUAAGGCCCAACCCAGAGAUCAGAGAGUCACUGAUGGGACCAAGAACAAACAAGGCCACCGGCCACCGGUUCUGGGAUCUUGAGUAUCUUGUGGCUGAAAGGAGGGUUCUAAGGGUCUGGGAAAAGACCCGGUGAGGUGGCUGCUCCAGCUCUCGCUUCCUUUGUCUGCCUUCUCCCAGCCCCUGCUCUGGGAGCCCCCACCCUGAGGAGGGGACACGGAGCGCAGGUGUCCUGCCCGGAGGGGAAGCGUGAAGGCUGUGCCUCCCUCCAUCUACCCCCGAAUUCUCUGGAGCUGUUUACACUUUUCUCUUUGCCUUUUCUACAUUUUUAUAACUUCUUGGGGACUCAGGUUGAGUGGAGUGAGGAGUCUGGUGCUGUCAGGCCCCCCGCCAGGUGGGUUGUUUGCUGAGGAGCUGCGUGGGCACUUGGCUCCUUUCUCCCCACCCCCGUCUUCAGCUCCUCCCAGGAGGGCCUCACAGGCAGCCUCCCGCCCUCCCUCGAUGGGUUUACAGUGAUGCAUAAGCCCCUGAAACUGCUUGCCCUCCCACACUCAGCACAUAAAAGCCCCGACACUUCUGUGAGGGAUUCUGACGACAGGGACAGGGACAGGCUAGCGCGAGGAAGUGGCAACUGCGGGGCACACUGCCCCUCCCUGCUGCCGCGGGAUCCCAUUCCCUAGCCCCUGACAGAGGGAGAACCUGGGGAGCAGUGAGAAGCUAAGACGUUCGUUCAUUGCCUACCUUCCCUUUUUCCUGUCUGUCUCCAGCUCCAAGUCCUCCUGCCCUACCCAAACUUCAUCGGGGGUCCUACCGCUUGUGUCCUCUGCCAAAAAGCGAGCACUGUCACCUCUCUCAGACCCUGGGCACAAACUAUCCCUGCCCCCACCCCAGAGGCCUAUUUCUUUGGAAUGAGGAGGUUGAGAGUUGGGGUGUUUCUGUCCAUCUAUGACCCUACUCCCCCUCCCCCCCAUGAAGUUCACACGUUCAUACACGCCUGCACCUGACAUGCAACCAAGGCUGGGGUCCCAUGUCCUCAGGGGAGGAGGUCAGUUGUUGGAGUAGACAGAAGUAUGCAUGGUGAGCCAGGGGGGUGAACCGCUUACCUCAUUUAAAGCUGUGGCUUGUGUGAUCAUGUGACCUGACUCGCAAGGUCCCAGGACCUCCUGUCUAGGAGCCCUGGCAAGCGGCCUUGCGCCCAUGCCCUGCACUCCUGCUGCAGGUCUUGGGGCUCUGCAUGCAUGCUCAGGGGGGUCCCUGUUUCCUCGCCUGGAGCAACUUGCUCUCCCUGUGCACCAUCUUUUCCUCUGAGUCUCAUCCCCUUCGUGCCCCGUAUUCUGCCCCCAGACCGCAGUGGACAUCCACUCCAGGGAGUGGGCUCAUUCAUCACAGUUCCUUUUUGCUCAGGGCCCUGGGGAGUUAACGGGAGGUUAGACGAAAGCAACGUUCUUUCCUCCUUGCCUCCUCGAGGAAGCCUUCCUUCGGUUCCUGCCCAAGGAGGACUGAACUGUGAAGGAAUCGAGCAGUUAAGACACCAGCAGGGCUCCACAUCCCCAGCGCGCUGGCGGCUGGCAUACGUGCAGACCAGAGGUCAGCUGAGGGUCUGCAUUUGCAAGGAGCUUCCCUCCCACUCUGAAGAGGGAGAGGCCCCAGGGAGCUGGCCUGGGACCCUCUUAGGACUCUUCGGGAGGAAGGAACUGCCUCUGGUGCUGGGGGCAGGGUGCAUGGGGUUUGCUUAUAGCCUUUUUGGGGGGAGGGGGAGCAUGUGCAGGAAGAGGCUGUUGGGGUGGGGGAGGGUCGCUUUUCCUUUGGGGUUAAAGGCUGUGCAGCACGAUUUACAACAGUCCGGGAACAGGGCUGUCUUUACAUUAUUGUGAAUGAAACUGCUCAUGCUACAUGAUUUUCUUAUGGUGGGGGGGAGGGGGUGCACUUUUAUUUUCAAUUCAGUUUAUUAAAGGAAAACCCAAAUCUUCCAUUAUUCCCCUUCCACUGCCCCCCUUCCCGGAACCCCACCCCAUUCCUUCUUAUCCUUGUGUUAAGGAGGGAAUCCUGGUGAAUGAGUUUAAGACCUUCUCCCUGCCCCCACCUAUCAGCCCAUACUCGUCUUCCAGGUCUGGGGAAUUAAUCCAUUUUUAUGGCCAGUCUUAGCAUGUAUUCUUAAUGUGACGUCCCCACCCCAGGCCCAAGAGAGAUUCUAUGACAUAUAUUACAGAGAGAAUUAUAUAUAAAUAUAUAUAAAUAUUAUAGAGUAUAUACACGUGGGCAUGGGCUUGAAUGCCCACUGCCAGCCCCCUCCUCAGGUUGCAGCCUCUCUCUCUUGGCCUGGGGAGGGGGCAGGGAUGGAACGCUGGGGGGGCUCCAGGCUAUGUUCAACGGCACUAAACAGAAUGUGGUGGCA
Messenger RNA from Hipposideros armiger (great roundleaf bat), 4127 nucleotides. It is a transcript of the gene FAM131B, whose product is annotated as family with sequence similarity 131 member B. Lineage: Eukaryota; Metazoa; Chordata; Mammalia; Chiroptera; Hipposideridae. The coding region runs from base 88 to 1089 and encodes 333 amino acids. The record is from RefSeq and is a predicted model, not a curated record. The transcript is spliced from 7 exons.